GACAUCGAAGCCCUUGUCGGCGAGACCUUUUACAUGGUGAAGGCGUUCGAAACCGCGCUACAGAAUCUCUACGGCCUGCCGUUGCUCGACAGGCAGAACCUUCCGCGUUUCACUAUGAUGGCGAUGGGAUAUACCGGCGAGGAUGUGCAUAAAACAGUGAAGUUUGGAAUGAGCGCCGCAACCGCUGAUUUUGCAAUCUGCUACGCCAUUUCUGGCGCGUUUCUGGGCCUCCUCGAGAUCAUGGAAACAGGCAUGAAGUUGGUAAUGGAAUUCGUGGAUUGGGAUAACAUCGAGAUGGUGCUCUACUUUGCGCUGUCCGUUUCCAAGUUCAUUAUUACCUGCCCUGGAUAUCCGCUAUCGUUAUCAUUUUCAGCGGAACAGGAGCUUGUGGAUACUUGGAUUCCUCGUCUAAGGACGUACCUCUUUACCUUCAUAGCCACUUACUUACAGCACCUCCAGGAGAAACAGGAGACGUUCACACUCUACGUCUCUGCGCAAUCCAAAGGCAUUCCCGACCGCAUCCCCGAACACCUCCGUAAAGUGCCUGGGAGUAUCCUCUCAAAUCCCAAACUGGCAGAGGUCAAGUUCGGAUCCUUCGGUGCUGUCGAGGAACAACAGAAACCUAACCCUGAGGUGGUUCUCGUAUCUGCCAUUUUGAUCGGAUUGCCGUACAAACUUCUACAAGAGGCGUUUGAUAUUAUGGUAGAGAGAAAAGUGUUGAAUGAAAACCAGGCGAGCACAAUUGUCAUCGAAAGAGAGGCGAGGAGAUUGUAUGCGUUGAGGGUCUGGGGAACGCAG
Molecule: messenger RNA, 798 nt
Organism: Aspergillus ruber CBS 135680
Lineage: Eukaryota; Fungi; Ascomycota; Eurotiomycetes; Eurotiales; Aspergillaceae
Exons: 1
Source: RefSeq, a predicted model, not a curated record